Pecten maximus is the source of this 3185-nucleotide messenger RNA. Its product is annotated as kielin/chordin-like protein. The transcript is spliced from 21 exons. Gene Ontology annotation, molecular function: protein binding; peptidase inhibitor activity. The coding region runs from base 31 to 3162 and encodes 1043 amino acids. NCBI's taxonomy places the organism in Eukaryota, Metazoa, Mollusca, Bivalvia, Pectinida, Pectinidae. The record is from RefSeq and is a predicted model, not a curated record.
AGCUGGAUCACUGUCAGACGAGAUAACAAAAUGAAGACUUUAUUACUUCUGUGUAUACUGCCAUGGUUCUCCGUGUAUGCCAGAGAGAGCUGUACAUACCACGGGAAGAAAUACCACGACGGUAAACAAUUCCCCGCCGUGGACGGGUUUGACACGUGUAAAUGUCUCCACGGAACUGUGGUCUGUACGGAAAGUGUCUCCGAACGGGACAUCAACGACAGCAGGAAAAAGAGCUGUACAUACGACGGGAAGAAAUACCACGACGGCAAACAAUUCCCCGCCGUGGACGGGUUUGACACGUGUAAAUGUCUCCACGGAACUGUGGUCUGUACGGAAAGUGUCUCCGAACGGGACAUCAACGACAGCAGGAAAAAGAGCUGUACAUACGACGGGAAGAAAUACCAUGACGGCAAACAAUUCCCCGCCGUGGACGGGUUUGACACGUGUAAAUGUCUCCACGGAACUGUAGUCUGUACGGAAAGUGUCUCCGAACGGGAUGUCAACGACAGCAGGAAAAAAAGUUGUACCUAUGACGGAAAGAAAUACCAUGAUGGUAAACAAUUCCCCGCCGUGGACGGGUUUGACACGUGUAAGUGUCUCCACGGAACUGUGGUCUGUACGGAGAGUGUCUCCGAACGGGACAUCAACGACAGCAAGAAAAAGAGCUGUACAUACGACGGGAAGAAAUACCACGAUGGUAAACAAUUCCCCGCCGUGGACGGGUUUGAUACGUGUAAAUGUCUCCACGGAACUGUGGUCUGUACAGAAAGUGUCUCCGAACGGGACAUCAACGACAGCAGGAAAAAGAGCUGUACAUACGACGGAAAGAAAUACCACGACGGUAAACAAUUCCCCGCCGUGGACGGGUUUGACACGUGUAAAUGUCUCCACGGAACUGUGGUCUGUACGGAAAGUGUCUCCGAACGGGACAUCAACGACAGCAGGAAAAAUAGCUGUACAUACGACGGGAAGAAAUACCACGACGGUAAACAAUUCCCCGCCGUGGACGGGUUUGACACGUGUAAAUGUCUCCACGGAACUGUGGUCUGUACGGAAAGUGUCUCCGAACGGGACAUCAACGACAGCAGGAAAAAGAGCUGUACAUACGACGGGAAGAAAUACCACGACGGCAAACAAUUCCCCGCCGUGGACGGGUUUGACACGUGUAAAUGUCUCCACGGAACUGUGGUCUGUACGGAAAGUGUCUCCGAACGGGAUGUCAACGACAGCAGGAAAAAGAGCUGUACAUACGACGGGAAGAAAUACCACGACGGCAAACAAUUCCCCGCCGUGGACGGGUUUGACACGUGUAAAUGUCUCCACGGAACUGUGGUCUGUACGGAAAGUGUCUCCGAACGGGAUGUCAACGACAGCAGGAAAAAGAGCUGUACAUACGACGGGAAGAAAUACCACGACGGCAAACAAUUCCCCGCCGUGGACGGGUUUGACACGUGUAAAUGUCUCCACGGAACUGUGGUCUGUACGGAAAGUGUCUCCGAACGGGACAUCAACGACAGCAGGAAAAAGAGCUGUACAUACGACGGCAAGAAAUACCAUGAUGGUAAACAAUUCCCCGCCGUGGACGGGUUUGACACGUGUAAAUGUCUCCACGGAACUGUGGUCUGUACGGAAAGUGUCUCCGAACGGGAUGUCAACGACAGCAGGAAAAAGAGCUGUACAUACGACGGAAAGAAAUACCACGACGGUAAACAAUUCCCCGCCGUGGACGGGUUUGACACGUGUAAAUGUCUCCACGGAACUGUGGUCUGUACGGAAAGUGUCUCCGAACGGGAUGUCAACGACAGCAGGAAAAAGAGCUGUACAUACGACGGAAAGAAAUACCACGACGGUAAACAAUUCCCCGCCGUGGACGGGUUUGACACGUGUAAAUGUCUCCACGGAACUGUGGUCUGUACGGAAAGUGCUGACAUAACAGUAAGAGAUGCAGGCGUGUGUUUGUACUAUGGAGCCCAGUAUGCGAAUGGCGAUAAAUUUAACGCAACGGAUGGCUGUAACACUUGCUCGUGUGAUAACGGUGCGGUUGGGUGUACAUUCAUGGUGUGUAACGGUGGUGUGAACAGCAAGACGUGUGUGUACAAUGGGACUGUCUAUAAGGCGGGGGAUAGCUUCCUCUCCUUGGACGGAUGUAACACUUGUAGCUGUGAUAAUGGCGGCAUGGUCUCUUGUACCGAAAUGUUUUGUCAGAGACCAGUGAAUGAACCAACUUGCUCAUACUACGGAAACACAUUCCAAGACGGACAUAGCUUUACUUCCGCUGAUGGCUGCAACACGUGCACGUGCAAUGCUGGGAAAGUGUCAUGCACCAUUGAACCGUGCGUAGGAAACGUACCGAACGGCAACGGAGCGGCCUGUGUUGACCACGGAACCGUCUAUUCUAGUGGACAAUCAUUUGUAUCAGGCGACGGAUGUAACGACUGCGUCUGCUUCAACAGUCAAGUUAUCUGUACACAGAAAACGUGCGCCCCCGGUUACACCACACCAGAUCCAAAUCACUGCCAGGCUAAUGGUGUAACAUACAAACCAGACGAGACGUGGCCGGCGCCCGACGGUUGUAAUCACUGUUUCUGUUCACGUGGAGGUGUGGUAGGGUGUACCCAGAUGUUCUGUCUCGUCGGACGUGACCUAGAUCAGACUGACACCUGUAUGUACAACGGACAGGAGAUAAAGGUCGGAGACAGUGUUCUCGCCAAAGACAACUGUAACCACUGUUUCUGUGGGCGUGGUGGUGCUGUCGGCUGUACCGAGAUGUUUUGUUUGGGACCAGUCGGACGUGACUUACCCACCACUCAGCCAGAAACGACAACAUUUGACCUCUUUAAUGGCGGACAGACAGGAGGAUGUCACUACGAAGGCCGUGUGUACUGGGCGGGUGCCAGCUGGCAAACUGUGGACGGGUGCAACUCCUGCUUCUGUUCGGCCCAUGGUGGAGCGCUGUGCACCGAUGCUGUUUGUGACUUCAAAUCAAUCAACGAACGCGAGGUGACCACAUGCACGUACCACGGAAAGACGUACAACGUACACGAUAGUUUCCCGGAUGUAGAUGGCUGUAACACGUGCUGGUGUUCUAAUCUCGGCGAUGCCCUGUGUUCGAAACUUUGGCAUUGUACAUUCCACACUCUUCCAGGGGAAAAUGGAAACUAAUUAUUAUUUCAAUUUAGUGUUGU